Messenger RNA from Lonchura striata (white-rumped munia), 1561 nucleotides. The record is from RefSeq and is a predicted model, not a curated record. Lineage: Eukaryota; Metazoa; Chordata; Aves; Passeriformes; Estrildidae.
GGCGGGGGGCGGCGGCGCUGCGGCGGGCAUGGCGGGAGCGGCGGGCGGCGCUGCUGGAGCCCCGCUACACCCCGCUGGUGGCCGCCUGCCUCUGCCUGGCCGAGGGCGGUGUCAACCUCUGGGUCAUCCGCAGGGUCCCCUACACCGAGAUCGACUGGAAGGCCUACAUGCAGGAGGUGGAGGGAUUCGCCAACGGCACCCUCGACUACACCCGGCUGAAGGGCGACACCGGGCCGCUGGUGUGAGUGACAGCGACACCAGCUCGCCGGGGCCGGCGGCUCCCCGCGGGGCCGGCCCCUCACUCCGGUCUCCCCACAGCUACCCCGCCGGCUUCGUGUACAUCUUCCUGGGGCUGUACCACGCCACGGGCCGCGGCUCCGACAUCCGCCUGGCGCAGUACAUCUUCGCCGGCCUCUACCUCAUCAACCUGCUCCUCGUCUUCCGCAUCUACUGCCGAACCAGCAAGGUCCCUCCCUAUGUUUUCUUCUUCAUGUGCUGCGCCUCAUACCGCAUCCACUCCAUCUUUGUCCUGCGGCUCUUUAAUGACCCUGUGGCCAUGGCCAUCCUCUUCCUCGCCAUCAACCUCUUCCUGGAGGAGCGCUGGUCCUGGGGCUGCCUCCUCUUCAGCCUGGCUGUGUCCGUGAAGAUGAACAUCCUGCUCUUCGCCCCUGGACUCCUCUUUCUCCUCCUGCAACGGUUUGGUCUCCUGGGCUGUAUCCCCAAGCUCUGCAUCUGUGCUCUGCUCCAGGUGCUCCUGGGCCUGCCCUUCCUGCUGGUGAACCCCGUGGGGUACCUGACCCGCUCCUUUGACCUGGGCCGCCAGUUCCAGUUUAAAUGGACAGUGAACUGGCGCUUCCUCCCAGAAGAGGUUUUCCACAAUCGAGUCUUCCAUGCCACUCUGCUCCUGGCUCACUUGGCAGGCCUGGGGCUCUUUGCACUGCACCGGUGGCACAGUUCCAAAGAGAACAUCCUGACUCUGUUGAAGGAUCCUGCCAAAAGAAAACCCGCAUCCCCUCGCUUGACUGUCAACAGGAUUGUCUUCAUCCUCUUCUCCUCCAACUUCCUGGGUGUCUGCUGCAGCCGCUCCCUGCACUACCAGUUCUACGUCUGGUAUUUCCACACACUGCCCUACCUACUCUGGUGCACCCCCACCACCAAGCUCGCCCACAUGCCCAAGGUGCUGCUGCUGGGCGUGAUCGAGCUCUGCUGGAACACCUACCCCUCCACAGUCUGCAGCUCCCUCUCCCUGCACAUCUGCCAUGGACUCAUCCUGCUCCAGCUCUGGUACGGCACAGCCCCCACGCCAGUGUCACACACCCCUGCACCAAGCAGGAAACCCACAGCCAAGUCCAAGAAAGCCCAGUGAGAGUGGGGAUGGCCGGUGGGAACUGGCCUCUGGAACUGCCCCAUCUGCCUGCUCUUUUCCCACUUGACUCUCAGGCUGCCCACAGCAAUCCCAAGAAGGCCAUGAGCCCUGGAACUGUGCAAAGGGGGCAGGUGUGGGGACCCCAAAAGGCAGGACUUCCCAAAUAAAGGGGGCUUUGUGUGCCCUUUCCCAAAA